AUGACAGAAUCACGUCUGUUCCUUCCUACUCCUCAUACACUAACGUUUACGUUCUUUUUGUUUUUAUAUCACUUGGCACAUACAUUCUGUAUAUCAUCUUCCUUUUCCCCUCCUUUUUUUCUUUCUUUCUUUCUUUCUUUGUAUUUCUUUUUCCUUCUUUUUUCUUCCUUACUUUCUUUCUUUUUUUUAUUCUUUGAUUUUUUUGUCUUUCAUUUUCCGUGUUCUUCUUCCUUUCGUUCUUUUCUUUUUCUUUCUUUCUUUCUUUCUUUCUUUCUUUCUUUCUUUCUUUCUUUCUUUCUUUGUAUUUCUUUUUCCUUCUUUUUUCUUCCUUACUUUCUUUCUUUUUUUUAUUCUUUGAUUUUUUUGUCUUUCAUUUUCUGUGUUCUUCUUCCUUUCGUUCUUUUCUUUUUCUUUCUUUCUUUCUUUCUUUCUUUCUUUCUUUGUAUUUCUUUUUCCUUCUUUUUUCUUCCUUCCUUUCUUUCUUUUUUUUAUUCUUUGAUUUUUUUGUCUUUCAUUUUCCGUGUUCUUCUUCCUUUCGUUCUUUUCUUUUUCUUUCUUUCUUUCUUUCUUUCUUUCUUUCUUUCUUUCUUUCUUUCUUUCUUUCUUUCUUUCUUUGUAUUUCUUUUCCUUCUUUUUUUCUUCCUUACUUUCUUUCUUUUUUUAUUCUUUGAUUUUUUUUGUCUUUCAUUUUCUGUGUUCUUCUUCCUUUCGUUCUUUUCUUUUUUUUUCUUUCUUUCUUUCUUUCUUUCUUUCUUUGUAUUUCUUUUUCCUUUUUUUUCUUCCUUCCUUUCUUUCUUUUUUUUAUUCUUUGAUUUUUUUGUCUUUCAUUUUCCGUGUUCUUCUUCCUUUCGUUCUUUUCUUUUUCUUUCUUUCUUUCCUUCUUUCUUUCUUUCUUUCUUUGUAUUUCUUUUUCCUUCUUUUUUCUUCCUUACUUUCUUUCUUUUUUUUAUUCUUUGA
Acanthosepion pharaonis is the source of this 957-nucleotide messenger RNA. Lineage: Eukaryota; Metazoa; Mollusca; Cephalopoda; Sepiida; Sepiidae. The record is from the annotation of a GenBank genome assembly.